AUGGCCUACAACUACAACAGUGGCUCCGGCCGCAACAACUACUACAACGUCGAUUACGACAGCCACGGCUCCUCCGGCUACAAGCCCGAGGUCCUGUUCGAGGAUGAGUUUGUCCCCGGCCAGGGCAAGCGCCUGUCCUGGAACGACAAGCUCUUCUUCGGUACUGGCUACAUGUAUCUGAUUGGUCUUGGUAUUGGUGGUACCUGGGGUGCUGUCGAGGGCUUCCGCUACGGCACCAGCCUUCCCCAGACUGGUCGCAGUCUCCUUGUUAAUGCCACCCUCAACGGCAUCACCCGUCGUGGGCCCUUCCUCGGCAACAACAUGGCCGUUGUUGGCUUCUCUUUUGCCGCCAUCGACACCAUGCUUGACUAUGCCACCGGCGAGCAGAGCCACACCAACCGCAUUAUCGCCGGUGGUCUGACUGGUCUCCUCCUGCGCUCCCUGUCCGGCCCGCGCGUCGCCCUCACCUCCGGCGCCAUUGGUCUUGCCCUUGGCACUGCCUUCACCUUCAUUCGCCCUGCCUUCGAGGAGACCUUCUACCGCCGCUAA
Molecule: messenger RNA, 549 nt
Organism: Fonticula alba
Lineage: Eukaryota; Rotosphaerida; Fonticulaceae
Exons: 4
Coding region: 1-549 (182 amino acids)
Biological process (GO): protein import into mitochondrial matrix
Cellular component (GO): TIM23 mitochondrial import inner membrane translocase complex; mitochondrial inner membrane
Molecular function (GO): transmembrane protein transporter activity
Source: RefSeq, a predicted model, not a curated record